This is a messenger RNA of Procambarus clarkii (red swamp crayfish), 2120 nucleotides long. RefSeq lists its product as uncharacterized. NCBI's taxonomy places the organism in Eukaryota, Metazoa, Arthropoda, Malacostraca, Decapoda, Cambaridae. The record is from RefSeq and is a predicted model, not a curated record.
GGUAGACGGUUGGGACAAGUUAACCGAGAAGGUAGUAGAGGUCAAACCCACCAUUAGUUUCAAGGCGUCAUAUUAAAAAAAAUAAUUACUGGGAGGAGUCUUAGAAGAUUGUAAAGAAAAAGACAAACUUAGAAAUAACUCUGAUUAGAAACAUGUAGAGGCUUCUCAUUGGAAUAAGAAAAGAAAGAAUAAAUUCCAUCCAUAAAAAUGACAACAGAGAAGACCCUCAAAAUUAUAAACCUAACCACUUCUUCAAAAAAUCAAAUGUAACAUGAACAAGGACCAACAGUAUAGCUCAACAAGCCAUAAUGAAAGUGAAGGACAAGAGAUGCUUUUUCACCCUUAAGGGUUUAAUCCCAUGGAACUGCCUACCUGCUGGAGUAGUAAAUGUCAAAACAUUGCUGCAACUUAGUAUUCAACUUGAUAAAAUCAAGACAAAUUUGGGAGACCUCGACCUCGGCUUCCUGUCCUCAUCAAGGCCACUAGAGAUAUGGCAACCCUCAGAUUGUGCAUUCAGACUAGGAAUAUUCUUCAGUGGGCCAUCUGAAACACAAUCAAGGGAAUCAAAUAAGCAACAGGCAGCACAUCCAAACAGAGGAAGUAACUAUACUCAAAAACACUCAUUCUCAAAGGACACCCUUCUAAUUAAGAAAAUGAGUGAUGAUCCUCCACCCUACUCCAAAUCACCAUUUCCCUAUUCCAAGUUAGUAGAAGAAUCAGCACCACCUGAAGAUGAAUUAUGCAUGAUGCCACCCUCUCAGCCUCCAUCAGCAACUGAGUUCCACCACCAUCACCACCACCACCAUGAACAACCACCACCACCACCCCAAAAUUACUUGCCCACACCCCAACAGGAUUCAUACCCCCAGCAACCUUCUGCACCUGUUAUCAAUGUGUUCCAGCAGCCUCAACCAGCAGUGGGAUUGGUGGUGGCCACUGCUGGUGUGCCCCCUGGAAUCUGCACCGUCUGCAGGAUUGGCAAGAUUAAAAAUACUGCAUCAUUUUGGUCAUGGGUUUGCUGCAUCUGCUGCCUCCCCUUUGGCAUCAUCCCAGGCAUCAUUGCUUUCUACUAUGUGAAUCGUAAGCCCAAGUGCAAUAACUGUGGUUUCACAAUCUAGAGACACUGCUUACUGCUUAGACCCUGUGUCUACUGAUGGGGCUAUCCACAUGCUACUGGGAUCAUCAAUACCUUCUGCUACUGAAUAUUGCCAUACUGGUAAUGCUGAUGUAACAGCUUAAGUGGUUGGAAAUAAUGCUUCUUUGCUAACCUAAGCCUCACUUAACUAAAAUUAAAAAUUUUGUUACUAUCAGUUAUCCAAGUAGGGCCGAUACUCAUAAUUUUCGUAAAAAUUUUCUUUUUAUUAGUGGUUUCGCGAGAUAUUUUACAAAUGAAUUUGAAUAUUGACUUAAAACUAAAUUAAUUCUUUCAUGGGAAGGAAAUGAACACAAGUAAUCUCAUGACGGCCAUUAAGCCCGAUCACUAAGAGCAGCCCUGAUGCUAGGGCAUGUUCCCAGUAAUCAUUGUUAAAGAGAGCCAUUGCUUUUCUUUUUCUCAAAUACAGUACCUCUUAAGACAGUAAAUGUGAAUCGCUUUUAAAUUGAAGUUGUAGCUUUGUCUUAAGAGGGUAUGCAUGUCAUAAUUAUAAUAUCUUUGUGACCAAUUUUAUGGCACCUUAAAAAUCCUUCUAAUUUAUAUUACAAAUCUUUAGUGAUUCAAGUUUUUGGUAGUUCAAAAUUAAAAUUUUCAUCAUUGAGAAUUAUCAUGCCUAUGUCUACUAUGACAUUAAUAUUAUUACAGUAUUAUUAUAUUACUUUAAAUAAUUAUCUUUUUACAUUAUUAUUAAUAGUAUUACAUUUUAUUACUACAGUGGUACCUCUGUUUUCGAAUUUAAUCCGUCGCCAGAAAUGGUUCAAAUAUUUAAACAAAUUUACCCAUAAGAAAUAAUGUAAAUUGAAUUAUCCAUUACACACUCCCAAAAAUAUUAACUUAAAAAUACACUUUAUACAUACAAUACUAGUACUUAUAUUUUGUACUACAGUAUGUACAAGUAUAUCUUACCUUUAUUCAGGACUCUUGUUGGCAUAUGGAAGACAGUGAGGAAGGGUGAAGGAGUAAAGGU